Spinacia oleracea (spinach) is the source of this 843-nucleotide messenger RNA. RefSeq lists its product as uncharacterized. Bases 1 to 843 code for a protein of 280 amino acids. The record is from RefSeq and is a predicted model, not a curated record. NCBI's taxonomy places the organism in Eukaryota, Viridiplantae, Streptophyta, Magnoliopsida, Caryophyllales, Amaranthaceae. The transcript is spliced from 4 exons.
AUGGCUCGAAUUAGACAGACAUCUAACGUGCGUGCAUGGGGAGACAGGGCCACUAGAACAGCACUUUCUCCUAGGAGAAGAAAGAAUGUGGCUUCCCGUCCCCGCAUUCCCCGCGAGGAUUUUGAAGAUGACUCCUCUACCUCCUUAGACGAGGAGUUUGCAAAAAAUCUUCCUCCUAUGGUUCGGGGGAAGGAAGACGUCAAUCUGUUCCCGUCGGACAUCUUUCCCAGCAUGAAAUGGCUGCGGUACCUGAGGGAGCAGGGUCGCGAUUUUGAGCUUUUUCUGCUCUUGCCUCCAGGUUCUGCCAUGGAUCGCUUAUCUCCCAAAGACAAGGGUGUAGUGGAAGUACCCGCUUGGCUGUCCGAAGUAUAUACCGAGGACAUUCUCAAGGCUGUGGAGGCCAAGAAGAAGGACUCCUCCAAGAAGUCCAGUGAGGGUGGCUCUGGCGACGUCGCCAAGGAACCCAUCGUGCCGGCUACUAAGAAGCGUCCGGCAUCUUCGACGGAGGCUCCUAAGCCCAAACGACCCUUCUUCAAGAAGAUGGGUCCGGCCGACGCUGUCACCAAGCCGUCGGUACCAAAACCGUCCGCUCCCCCAGCUGAGGGGGAGGUUCCUCCUAUCCAGACGCCCAUUCCUCCUCCUGAGCAAAAGGAGAUUCCAUCCCAGAUGGACACCGAAAUGGAUGGUUCUGCCGGAGCAGACACUGACGAGGCGACAGUCGAUCAGACUGCGGCGGCUGACGCCCCCGCCUUGUCCAGAGAGGACAAGGGUAAAGGCAAGGAGACCGAGGCUCCUUCUACUGAUAAUGCCUCUACUCCUCUUGCAGCUUCGCCAAUUGGUUAG